GCUUGGAGAAGAUAAAGGAAUUCAGCUAUAAGAGGAAACAGAAAACAGCAAAGACAAUGCUGCCAGCAACCUUCAAGCUGUGUGCAGGAAUCUCAUACCAGCACAUGAGAAAUAUGACAGCCUUGAGAAGAACUGCCACUGUUGCCAUCACUCAAGAACUGAAGCGACAGCAGCUUACAGGAACAGGGCCUGGUCAGUGGGUCAGUCAAGUGCGGAGAAGAAGCUCAAUUCUCAGUUCUAGGACUGAGGAGCGUCCCUACAGUGAAGCAGAAAUGGCAUUUGUCAAACAGGGUGAGGAAGCCUUGCAAAAAUCCAUCAGCAUUCUCAGUGAUCAGGAGGGAUGGAAGACAGAAAUUGUAACGGUCACAGGUGACAAAGUACAGAGCAAAGUGCUGCCAGACAUUGGGAAAGUCUUUCGUCUGGAAGUUAUUCUAGACCAGCCCGUAGACCAUCUGUAUGGAGAACUGGUGGACAAGAUGGAACAAAUGAAUGAGUGGAAUCCCAGUGUCAAGCAAGUAAAGAUCCUUCAGAAGAUUGGAAAAGAUACAAUGCUGACCCAUGAAAUAGCUGCAGAGACCCCUGGCAACAUCGUUGGACCUCGGGAUUUUGUUAGUGUUCGAUGUGCCAAGAGACGUGGCUCUGCCUGCUUCCUGGCUGGCAUGUCCACAAAAGUUAUGUCAAUGCCCGAACAAAAAGGAUAUGUCAGAGCUGAGAAUGGACCUACCUGCAUCGUGCUUCAUCCAUCUGCUGAUGAUCAUACAAAGACAAAGUUUACAUGGCUCCUCAGCAUUGACUUAAAGGGCUGGCUGCCAAAAUCCCUCAUCAAUCAAGUUCUGUCUCAGACUCAAGUGGACUUUGCUCAGCACCUGAGGAAACGAAUGGCCAGUAAUACAGCUCUAGUUGGGAAAUUCUGCAGUUGAAUGUGUGGAUGUUUAUACAGUAUAUAACCCUGCUUACUCUAAAUUAAGAUAUCCACAACUGAAGAGGGCAUACUGCUAAUGACUGUAACCCCAUGAAAUAAACUGUUGGUGUAAGGUCGCUAAUUUCAAAUACAGCACUGCAUGUGGCACCUUUAUCAAAAGACUUUGAGUUUCAGCCAGAACAUUUCCCUCCUUUGUGAGUUUCUAGUCAUACUGGAGGCACAGGAGCUGUAUGCUGAUAUUGUAUGCAUAGGGACCACUUCAUGCAUAGCAAUAUAAACGCUGCAAGUUCAGUGGCAAAAAAAAAAACAGUUUAAUGCUUAAAGGUAACACUAGUUCAAGUUUCAUUACAUAAACUUUUAUUUUUUAACCAGCUACCUUUGUCCCCACACAUGACCCUUUUCUUUCUCUUUUCUGAUUUAUGAAUGGCAUAUAAUGAAAGAAAUCUGUGACAAGCCAUGAUGUGAAUUUUUUUACCAAGGUAUUAUUAUGGAUUAUAGCAUCCUUCUCCACCUUAGCUUCCUGACAUCAUAUUGUAAAUGUUUUGGUUCAAAUCUUACACAGAGUCUGGGCUACUUACAAAUGAACUUUUCUUUUGUAAUAUUUUUUCAACAUUUCAGAAUUCUUCUGCACUCCAACAAAACCAAAACUUCCAAAUACCAGCUCUACUAAAAUCAGCAAUGUGUAUGGCUAGAGCUGACUGUAAGACUUAUAAAAUAGCAGGCACACCCUCAACAUUUUUUUAUUCAACUGUUUGAUAAAAAUCACUUCCUCAUAAAACAUUUACUUUGAUGUUUGGAAACAACCAAAUCAGACUUUGUCAUAGCUACAGAAAGAGCAAAGUAAAAAUACAUGCUUGAAAAAGAUGUGAAACUACUUACAGACUUUAUAAAUCUGAAACAUCAAUAUGGGUGACUUACAAUGACAUAAACUGAAUGUAAGCUGUGUUUAAAACACUGUUUAAAAACUCCACUGAAUGAGUAUAAACAAAGGAAGUGUAAUCAACUGACCAGGUUUAAUCAAAUCAGAUUAAACAUUUUUAUAGUAGCACAGAAUGAAAAUGUGCUUAAAUAAAAAAAAAAUAUUUUUGUAAUAAAACUUGAAUUAUGUGACUCGUAAAUGAUACACAGCUAUGUUUUAAAUGCACUUAAGCCAUAAUGUUUAAACAUUUCCCUAGUAAAUGUCAACAAAGUAAAACAGCAUGUAAUUCAAACCUGGUAAGUACAAAUAUGCAAGUACAAAGUAAAGUAUAUACUUAAAUAUGAGAUUGUUAGAAUAAGUGGGCAAUGUCCUAUGGCAGAUUCUAUUUUGAGGAAAACUAACAGAAAACUGUCACAGAGAAUUAUGAUAAUCUCUAUGCAGUAAAGAACAAAUCAACUAAAUGGUCUUCUAAAGCACUUAAUGAACUGCAUUAACGUUAACAAGUUUUUUUGUUGUUUACAUUUGAACAGGUUUUAUGAGAUGCUUGUUGGGGAGACCUUGACAACCUAUUAGAAAAGCAAGAAUUAGAAUGACAGAUCAGAAUUGUUGCAAAUUGUUCCCCAUUACUUUAGUUUAGUAUCAAGACUGUUUCUUUCUUAUAUUUAUCCAAGGGACUUUAAACAGAAAGAUGUGAAGUGUUUUUAAAUGAUAGCAUUCAGUUUGUUUCUUUCUAAAUCCCACAUCUUUCUUUUUUUCUAAAUCACUCAUCUUAAGCUUAAGAAAAUGAUGUAUAACCACUGUAAAGUUUGCAAGCAUUUUUACAGCUCUUUCAAGCAUAUUUUUAUUCUGUUUAACUACAGAAAUGGCUAAUAUGAGAGGUUGUUUUUUAUCAUAUGGUCAAAGGAAGUGGUUCUUUAUUUUUUUUUUCAAAUAUUUUUAUUUUUCUUAUUCUCUUGUUAGGAAGAUGUUCUUUAAUUGUUGGCAAGACUGCUUUUGUUUAGUAAAGCACUUUGAAAGACAUUCACAAAAUAGACUGCAAGCAAGUUGUACUGCUACAGGUUAAAAUAUAGAAUUUGGAGCCAAAUAUCACAGGCUUUGCAAAUGCAUAAUCCCACAGGAAUUCAGAUUUUAAGGGAUGCUCCACUGAGUAGUAUUUGUUUCAACCGAACAAAAUAGGAUUCUCAUAUUUUGAUGGUAUUACAUAUUCAUUCAUUCUAAAACGGCAGAAUAGAAAAAGUCCCAAGGAAAUGGUGGCACAGUAAAUGAAGUCCAAUAAAGAAAAACAAUGCGAUGGUCGGAAGCAAUGGGUUCAUUGUAUGAAUUAUCCUUAAAAAAAAAAAAAAAAAAAACACACAGUAGCUCAGUACAUACGUUACUACAUACACAAUAGGCUGUGUGGGGGGCAUUUGCAACUGGUAACAAGCAGCAGGGACCCCAGAGGAAGCAGUCCCUAGAAAAACUGUUUGAGGACUGGCUGAUAGGGUGGAUGAACAACAUCUGGUGAUAUAGCCAGCUACCAGGGGUUAGCGAAGAGUUUGGGAAGUUAGUACGUAUAGCUAAAGGGGGAAACUGAGUUAUCAGUGGUCUGCUGUAUUUUCUGAUUGGGUAGGCAGAGUAAGGGAUUGCUGUAGUGGCAGCACCUGGUGAAGGAUACUGACACUGCCAUGCAGUUUCAGCGUCAACUCCAUGCUUAAGCAGAUGUGUUAUGUGGAGAUGUGUAUGACAAUGCAGCCAUUCCACUGUGGCAGUCUUGAUCAUGUGACAAAGGUCUAGGCUUAAAGAGGAAAGGGGUCUCCUUCAUCUCUGUAACAGCAAUCCUCAAAGUUUUCCCUAUAGGUUCCAUUGCAGGAUAAAUAUUUAGAAUUACACAUGACUCCUACUCAGAAGACAUGUCCUCUUCUCUCUCCAUUCCCAGCAGAAAACAAACAGUAGAUGUUACGGGAUAUUCUGGCAGGUAUAACAACCCUUCACUGCCAGCAACCUUGGAAGGGGAAGACUAUCAUUGAGAGGUCUAAUGUGUAGGGCACAUAAACUAAAAACUACAUGGAAUGAAUGUUUAUGUUUACUGUAUACCAGCAAUGCACAGUAGCAGCUUAUGUAGCUCUUUCUUUCAUGAAGUACAUAAAAUGAGGUGCAGUUUUAUUUCCAAUUUACAUUUAAUCUCACGGUGCUGCAGUUACAUGUUGUCUGCUCAGCACUUCCUCCAUUUUGCUCAGCAUCUAUAACAAACAACUGUCCCCAAAAGUAGAAAUAGGAGCCCAUGAUGUCUCUAUAGGGCAAGGCAGUGGACCAAGGGAAGAUGGAGCAGGCAGAACUCCAUUUUGUCUGAAGCAGUUCCAAUUGUUUAAUUGCUUUUUUCUUCUUUUACUGCUUCUUAUGCUAGACACAUACAAGCAUACAUUUUGAAGGCAUGCACUAUGAUGUCUUCAAGCUCCGCCUUCCUCUGCUUUCUUGGCUGUUUGCCAGCUGGUGGUGCUUGGAGGCAUUCAGAAGAGCACAUCAUUCCCACUCCCUUAAGCAGACCAGCCAACUGAUGCUAAAUCCUUUUCCUUACAAACUCAAACUACUAACCAAACAUAAGUUGCUACUAUGGUGGAAGUAAACUGUCAACCAAUUCUAAAACAACAGUAUAAUGUAGCAGUUAAGUGAAAAAUCAAAGCCACAAGCAAUGUCAUCUACAGAACCGUUUUCACUAUUCCUGUGGCAUUACUGUUAAAAAGUGAGGAGCGGUGCUCUUAGUAGAUAUGUCCUUGUCACGUUUAACUCUUUGUGUUUUACAUCACAUACCUACAUGUGUUCUGUGCCACAGUGUUUUCUGAAAUUACAUUUUCAGCCUGUUAUUGAGGAAUUCUUGUCUUUGUUUCACACAUUUUACAAGUAGACACUAUAAAAGAUAUGUUGCUUGUAGAGUCUGCAACAAAAUAACAGAAUAGUAGAAUGUACUUUCCCAGAGUGUAACACAAUUUUCACAUUUCAGUACAAUGAUAGGAAAAUGUUGUUUUCCUGUUGCUGCACUUUGUACUAUAGCUUGAAUGUGAUUAAUAUAAUUAAAUAUAUGCAAAGCAAAUAUUUUAUAUUGUAGAGAUUAUAUUGUAUAUAGCAGAUGUCUAAAUUGUUCUGUAGCUAUUUAUUCUAAAAUAUAUAUUGUGAAAUAAAUAUUACAUUGAUUAUUUAUUUUAUGGAUACAACAUCUGAAAAAUUGAAACCAAAAUGCAACAUUAAGUUUGGUCACAUAAUAUUUAUGUCAUAAGCCAAGAUACAUUUUUUCUUAUCAAGCUGAAUUUAUAAAGAUAAAAUAUGCAAUCUUAGCUACCACUGAAGAGACUGCUGCUUAAUAAAUGUAAUUCAGCCUUCAGAAAAUAAAUAAAUAAGUGAAUACUGAUUCAA
Messenger RNA from Protopterus annectens (West African lungfish), 5228 nucleotides. It is a transcript of the gene STAR, whose product is annotated as steroidogenic acute regulatory protein. Lineage: Eukaryota; Metazoa; Chordata; Ceratodontiformes; Protopteridae. Gene Ontology annotation, biological process: steroid biosynthetic process; intracellular cholesterol transport; regulation of steroid biosynthetic process. Gene Ontology annotation, cellular component: mitochondrial intermembrane space; mitochondrion. The transcript is spliced from 7 exons. The record is from RefSeq and is a predicted model, not a curated record. Bases 57 to 920 code for a protein of 287 amino acids. Gene Ontology annotation, molecular function: cholesterol binding; cholesterol transfer activity.